Zeugodacus cucurbitae (melon fly) is the source of this 2385-nucleotide messenger RNA. RefSeq lists its product as uncharacterized. The record is from RefSeq and is a predicted model, not a curated record. NCBI's taxonomy places the organism in Eukaryota, Metazoa, Arthropoda, Insecta, Diptera, Tephritidae. The coding region runs from base 1012 to 1380 and encodes 122 amino acids. The transcript is spliced from 2 exons.
GCAUUGCAUGUAAAAUCAGAGAAAUUAUGAUCCCUAUUGCCGAAGGGAUGGACAUGGACUCCUGAGGCAGAUCUGAUAAAACUAAAAACUCCUUUAGUAUGGUAAAUUGGAAGAUAGACAGAAAUAAUUUGUUGUAUAUGUCAGACAAGCUAUCCAUAUACAUUUGUGCACUCUUAGGCUAGCAGAAAACCCGUUGGAAAUUUGGAACGAUUUAGAAAAACAAUUUACUGAAUUACAAAAAGUAGCUUUCAAAUACAAAAGUAACUUAAUUUGCGGUUUUAAUAUUUUUAAACCAAUGCAUCAUAUCGAAUGAAACAUCAAAGUUUUUGUUAAUGUACAUCCCUAAUAUGUAUGUAAGUAUAUCUGGCAGUAUUUGAUUACUUUUUCAGAGUAAAUGCAAUGUCCAUAAAUGAUGUUUGCUUAUUUGCAUACAGUUAAAUGAAGACUUUUUAAAAUAGCUACGUUGCAUUCAAUAACAAAGAAUGUGUGACUUCACCAAUACUGAUUUUCUAUCCAAUUAUAAACCUUUGACAAAGCUUGAUUAUAGGAGUUAACAUUUAUACAUUUAUUUACUCGCUUUCUUGUUUAUACUAAGAUAAACAGUUAUAAGAGUAUUACACGGUUUGCGCUAAGGUCGCUUUUAUACAGAAAUUUAUUGCAAUUUGUUUAUAUUGUUUAUGCGGACAUAAAAAAUGCAGCUUCAACAAGUACAAAUAAGCGUCCACUCCCUCUCUCUCUCUCGAAUGCUGCCAUCUCUUGACUUCAUAUGAUUGUUUAGGAUGGGAAACAUUCAUACAAAUAUAUGUACAUAUGUAUGUGGGUUUGAGUACUCAUAGGAAAAGUAAAAUAAUAAUGCCCGGUUUCACAGUCCAUACUUAAGUUACGCGCAAAUAAAAUCUUAGCUAAGCAUUGUUGCAGACUGAGUAGUCGUUUGCGUUUUACAGUCAAUGCUUAAUUUCUAUAAAAUUUUAUGUUGAUAUAUGACAACGUUAUGGGAAACGUUGACGUCGCAUGGAAGCGCAAGCAUGGAAUUCACAGUGUCCAUCUGGCUGCCAUCGCAGUGAAAAAACAUUGAAGAAAAAGUAUCUUACUCUGAAAAGAGAGGUUAAAAAGCGAGCUGCAGAUGAUAAAAGAUCUCUUUAUUUAACUGGAGGAGGACCACCAUCAAAGAAAAUGUUAACUGAAUUUGAUGAAAAGCUUUUGAAUGUGUUGAAUGAGAAGCAAGUUAGUGGCAUGCAGAGUGUGUAUGACAAUGAUGUAAUUGCAGUAAAUAUUGAUAAAUCCGUGAUAUUGGAGGCAGAUACAUUAGAAAGCAUAGUGGAUUUCGAAAACACGACUGAAGUGGAAAUUGAUAAAGAAAUAAAUGGUAAAGAAUGUUAAAGUAAAAAAUUACCAGAAACAUUACAAAGAAAUAUAUCUUUUAGAAUCCGACAACGUUGCAUUAAACGUUGAAUCAAGCCAGCGUUGGAGCAAAUAUGAUCCAAGCAAUUUGAAAGCAGCAAAAAAUGUAAAACUAAAAUUUGAAGAAAAACCACAAAGAUCUGCGAAAAAUGUUUGGACAAAGUUAUCAGAUAUGAAAGCAAAAUGGACGGAAGAAAAAUAUAAAGCGGAAAUAAAAAUAAUAUAUGCGGAGCACGAACAAAGAAUGAAGUUAUUAGAAGAAAGCAACAACUUAUCAACAAAGUUGAUGAAAGAAAAACAUGAUUUGGAAAUGAAAAUUUUAGCAGUAGAUUUGGAACUGAAAAAAAGGAGCUGGAAGGGUGAAAUAAAACAUAAAUCUAUGUAAAAUUAUAAACGUAUUUAUUAAAUUACAAUAAACUGAAGUAACUAUCUAUUAAACAUUUUCUGAUAACAUUAUUUAUUGUAUGACUUUCAGCAGUGCGAUUAUUGGGUAUAUUAAUCAUAUUGUUUACAACAUCUUCAAUUUCAUUUGAAAGUGCCGGAGCCACUAUAUCGCGAUUAUUGCAGCAGAUGUUGUGUAAUACUGCUGUUGCAACAAUAAUGCUUUGAGUUUUUGCUAGGUGCAAGCGCAAGCCCAGUGAUAAUACCGGAAACCUACGCUUCCAGACUCCAUAUGACAUAUCACAUAACGUCUGGACGUUGAUGGAAAAUAUACCUUUUAUAUUACGAAACAGCUCUGCAUCUUCCCCACCUGUAUAUAAAAAGGUUUUGAGAGAUUUGCUGCAAACACGCUAAGAAAUUUAGCUAAUUUAAAAAAGUCUCUUUAGGACUUUUUCAGAUCUCUUUCCGUUUUUGGCAUAUAAAUGUGAUGGGUCUUUAAAUUGGGCUAUGUGGUGCGAAACUACUGUUAUAACUCUUGAUACCGUACUUUUAGAUACUCCAAAUAAAUCUCCUACUGUCCUCAACAUACUUCCCGUAGCAUAA